This is a messenger RNA of Helicoverpa zea (corn earworm), 3500 nucleotides long. Its product is annotated as zinc finger CCCH domain-containing protein 18. The transcript has 16 exons. Gene Ontology annotation, molecular function: metal ion binding. The coding region runs from base 264 to 2996 and encodes 910 amino acids. NCBI's taxonomy places the organism in Eukaryota, Metazoa, Arthropoda, Insecta, Lepidoptera, Noctuidae. The record is from RefSeq and is a predicted model, not a curated record.
GUAAGUUAACCCUACGGAAGUACUGGAAAGUGAUUAUUUAUUAUGUUCAUAUAUUUCCUUCAGUAUCACAGCCAUGUUGAAGUAGUGUUGAUUUUACUAAGUUUUCGUCAGUUUAUCGUUCAAAAAAGUUAAAAGUUGUUCACAAGUAUAUGUGACAGACCUAAGUUUCGUUUGUGUUGUGAUUAUAAAGUUGAAAGUCUUUGCAAUAUGAAAAGUGUUACAAAGUGCAACCAAUUCUGGCUUCGAGGCGUCGUCGUGAAGAGAUGGAUUCGGAAGACUCUCGUGAUCAGUCUUCAUCGAGUAGUAGCAGUACAAGCUCUAGGAGUAGAAGUAGAAGGAGCUCAUCAUCAGAUAGAAGUGAACCUUCUAAAAAGGAUGCAAAGUCCCCACCUCGCUCCCCAAGAUCCCCUAGGUCCCAAGGACCACGCUCCCCUUCCCCUGAAAGUCGGUCACAGUCACCAUCGCCACAGUCUCCAAUUCAUGGAAAGCCACCACGGUCACCGGAUAACUUGAGUGGCGCACAUUCUGAUAUAAAUUCGCCAGAAAAUUCAAUGCCUGGUUCACCAGUAGGCCCUAAGUCACCAGAGGGACCACACUCACCAAGUGAUGUGGGUUCUAAUGUGGGCUCACCUGGGCAUGGUGAUCAAUAUUCUUCAGCUCCAUCAGCAGGGGAUGGUCCUAAGACACCACAGAGUCCGAGUAGCUCAGCUAGGUCUCCUCCUGGCUCUCCAGAUAAUAGAUCCAGACCUGCUUCACCUGACUCUGUGAGGCAUCCCAGCCGCCGAUCCCCCUCGUCAAGUCCUUCACCAGAUCGAAAGUCAUAUAGAUCAUCUCCUCGCACUUCACCUUCUGUUAAACGUAAUGAGUGGAGCCCAAAGGAGAGGAAUGAGAAAUGGAGGAGACAUACAAAAGCUGAACAAAAGAUGGUCCCUGUCCCUCGGGCCCGCAGUAGGUCAGACUCCAGUCAGUCUAGUAGGAGUUCUUCGUACAAUAAACGGAGUAAUAAGGAUCCUGCUACAGAAGAAAUUUCAGAAGGUGAAAUGGAAUCAGAUCAAGAGGACAGGAAAUCAAGAAGUAAAUCUAGGACUAGUGAGAAACCUGAUGGAAAGGAUCUUAAUAUAAGUCAUGAGGAUCUUUCUGAUGUUUCUGACUUAGAUUCUAUGGGCCCAGAAGACUCUGAAAAAGGAUCAAAGCCUAAGUCUCCACCAGCAUCACCCGAACACAAAGCGGAACCAGUGAACGGAACAAGUACACAGUCCUCACCACGUUCAGAUAGUGGAAAAGGCGAAACACAUAAACUCGAAAAAGUACCACAGGAAAAGACUAGCAAUACGGAAGAUGGGGAAGAACAGUUAGAUUUUGAAGCCGAAGAAGGGGAGUGUAUAGAACCAAAACCUGUAGAACAAUCAAAUGGCGACGCUGAAGAUAAAGCGACAGAAAAAGAGGACGUAAGAGCGGCGAGGCGGUCCCGUGGUUCAUCGCUAGAGGAAGGCGAGGUGUCUGAUGAAGCGGAGCGACGACCCGAGGAGAGUGAACCGCGGCCCGUCUGCCGGUUCUUCUCAAGAGGCGCAUGUACGUGGGGUGUUAGCUGCAGGUUCCUGCACCCGGGUGUGACGGACAAGGGCAACUACAACAUGUUUGACGUGGUGCGCGGCGUGCCGGCGUCGGGCGCCUACCCCGCGCCCGCGCGGGACCAGGCGCCGCCCGAGUCCGCCUGGGAGCGAGGACUUAGGACUGCUAAAGAGAUGCUCCGAAUAGCGAACAAACGUAAAGAACAAGACAUGGACUUUGAAGAGAAGAAACUCCAUCUCUCCGUGGGUGGCGUGGUACAUGACCCGGACGCGGAGCUCGCGUACGCCGCCGCGGCAGUCGGGGCCUCCCCGCCGAGACAUCACGACGGACCCGCGCCGCCGCAUUAUAGAGACCCUGAGGCUUUUAGAGGUCCGUACGGUCCUAUGUACCGCGGCCGCUUCCCCCGCCCGCCGGUUGACGAGCGCGAACGUUUCUACGAACGCGAGCACAUGUACGAGCGCGAGCGAGCCGCAUACGACAGAGUGCCCCACUACGAUGACAGGGUUCCCGUGCCUGAGGAAGGGCCAUAUCAUAAGCGUCGCGUCCGUCCAUCUCGCGAAGUAAUCGUCCAACGCGCGGAGGUAGAAAGGCGGGAAGGUCGCGAGGGACGCGAGGUGAGGGAGGGACGGGAGGGACGCGACAUGCGGCGCGGGGACGGACGCACGGAGGACUGGGCCGAUCCCUGGAUGCGGGCCGAACCCGCAGCCAGGAGAAGGAAACCACCCUCCUCUGAUGACUCUUACUCAUCAUCCAGCUCUUCAAAUUCCAGCUCCCGCAGCUCGCGCUCGCCCAGCGCCCGCCGCAAGAGGCGGGCCUCUUCGUCUUCCAGACAAAGGUUGUCGCCGUCAGUGAUAGUUCGCGAGCGGCGGCUGGCGACGGCCCGCGCGACGGCCAUGAACCCGCCCGCGCCGCGGCGCCGGGCUCCGUCCCCGGCGGCGGCGCGGCAGCUGUCCGCCAACCCGCCGCCGCCCGCCUCACACGCGCUGCACCGACACAAGGAUGAAAUGGACCCCUACGGGCGCAACAAGGCGUCGAGUCGCAACAGGGAUAGGAAGAAAUAUUCGCGAUCCUCGUCGUCGGGCUCUGAAUCGUCAUCGUCAUCAAGCGAGUCGGAGAGCGAGUCGCAUUCGUCAUCAUCUUCAGGCAGCUCCGGCGCUCGCCGAGCACGACAUGCGCGUCUGCUCAACGCGGCCGCCAGACCCAGGUUAAAUGCAAAAACCAGCGCUGGUUUAGCGGCGGCUGUGACAACUGUUACCAGCAAGAAGGAGGUCCCCAGCGAUAAAGAGUCGGGAGGCAAGAAGCGGUCAGCGACGUCUCCGAUAAAUACUGCGCCGGCCAAGAAAUCAGUAUCAAGGCGAGAGGAAUUGUUAAAACAACUGAAGGCGGUAGAAGAUGCGAUUGCCAGGAAGCGGUCUAAAAUCUAGGGAUAAUCUUAUACCGAGCGUGUGUACAUCUCAUGAUUUAGGCUGUUUCGGUAUCUGCGCCGAAUAUUCGGUUUUGCCUGGUGUUUGACUGUAGUAGCAUAAAUUGUACUCUGUGUAUCCGCGGGCCUAUCCCACAAAUUCGACGUACGCGUGUUACUGUAAAAACUGUAUAGUUCUAGUGAACCUUUAUCCAGGCAGAGUUGACCUCGUACAAAUUUAAGCAUUUAAAUUAUAACUGCAUCGUGUUGAUUCAAUUAUGAAAUCUCAUAAACAAAAGAAAUUCUGAGAAGUGAUUAUGUUAUGCUCAGAUGUAUUCCCUAAUCAUUGUUGUGCUGACGGAGAAAGCGGGUGUAUCUUUAAAACUGUUGACAAGUGUUUGAACAUAGUAAAUUAUUUUUGCUAUUCAUCACAUACUGAGGGCGGAACCUAGAAACGUAGGUUUUAUGGUGAAUUAGAAUAUGUUAUAACAUAAUUAGUAAAAGAAUAAAAUACAUAAUUUUCUAA